Molecule: messenger RNA, 1773 nt
Organism: Cercospora beticola
Lineage: Eukaryota; Fungi; Ascomycota; Dothideomycetes; Mycosphaerellales; Mycosphaerellaceae
Source: RefSeq, a predicted model, not a curated record
AUGGUUGCUAGAGGCCGCCAGAUUUGUCAGUUCGGUUCGACCCUGCUCCAGGAUAUCAAUACUGACUGGGAAAAGGGACCUUCAGUGUUCCCUAUUGUUUUCGCGGCCAUUAUUGGGCAGUUGAUGACAGCACUGGCAUCUUGGAGACUCGAAAAGGACAUUGCAAUUGGAGCGCUUGAGUACCUGCUAGCAAGCCGCUCUUUAGCAUCAGCUUUGCUGGCCCUACCGCGACUCCAAAUAAUAUGUAUCUGGACACCUGCCAUUCUCCUGACUUGGUGCUUAUCGCCGCUUGGCGGCCAAGCUACUUUGAGGGCGGUGUCUCCAUCUGUCUCACAUACACUGGAUUCCGCCUGGCUCGUGCACCUCGACUUCAAUGGCAGUCAGCCAAUAUCUACUUACGCCAACGAUGCAUCAAGUUUCGGCGGAGUCAUCAGAUCUGCUUACGUCGCUGCUCUAGCGGGCCCGAAUAGCACAAAGCAAGGAUCGCAGGAUGCCUUUGACAAUCUGCAUAUCCCUAUGCUUGAAGCGCAAUCGGGGCAAGCAGAUGAAAAUGGGUGGUACAACACAACUGCUGCUGAGUCGGCUGUGAACGUUGCCCUAAUUGGAAUACCAUUCUCCGGAGCUGAGCAACACGGUAAUUCCGGCUUCAUUAUGCAGACUUCUUAUUUCUACCUGGACUGUGCCACCGCUAUGAGUGCCUGGAAACGGCGUAACGAGACCACAGCUUACCCUGCCCUCCCGCUCGCAAAUUCCGCGUUGCGACCCGGGUUGAAACUGUAUAACAAUACCGGAUUCAUCCCUGGAACUUCGUCACCUGGACCGGAGAACAAUCCACUCUUACGGGACAUCACUGCAAAUCACACGUGGAACGACACAAGCCCACGUGUCAUUGGCUUCCAAACUGGCACAUUCGGAAAUCCUAAUGGAGGAGACCCAUCGAUACUCACAGAAGCAUGGUGUAACAUGACUACCACUUUCGUCGAUGUCCGCUUCACCUGUUAUGACGGACCUCGCAACUGUACCGUCGGAUCGAUACGCAGAAGUUUACAACAGCCUUUUCCAAGCACUGCGACCUACCUUGACGGGGAGAACCCUUACGUUGCUGAAAGCUUUUUUAGGCAGUUCAUGGAUGCUGUGCCGCCAAACAGGAAUCGCUACUACACGCCACUUGAGCAGUACUUCCUAGCUCCUGCGACGCCUUUCCAUAUAGAAGAAAACUCGGAUCCGAUCGGAAACAUAGGGCCAGAGCUUUUCUCGCAGAGGUUUACGCAACUUCUCAAUACCUUUUGGCUCGUCAGCAUUGCCCCGGAUGCUGUUACCGGCAAUUUUUCCGCACCACUGGUCACUGAUCUAGUGGAUCAAGCCAGUUUCCAAUCUGAAUGGGGAUCUUAUGGAUAUGGCAUCAGACUUCGCAAAGGCCAAAAUGAAAUCUCCUUUGCAGUAUUGCGCUAUAGCACUUUCUGGCUCAGCACCUUGGUCAUAAUCUCAUCUCUCUUGGUCUUUGCCGGGCUCCUCACCGCAGUUUUCGACAUCUGCCGGAAAGGCCCCACGGUGCUUGACGAAUUUGUCAAUUACUUACGACACAACCCUGUUGCGAUGUUGGAUGUCAGAAGCUCAACAGAGGACGGCGUUGAUAUUGCACGGCGCCACAAAAAUGUGAAGGUACGACUAGGUGAUGUUAGACCGGAGGAAGACGUGGGCUUUCUAGCAGUGGGAACGUUAGGGACCGGUCUGGCUUUGGACAAAAUCAAGGAGAAGAGGCUGUAUUCGUAA